Molecule: messenger RNA, 4726 nt
Organism: Homo sapiens (human)
Lineage: Eukaryota; Metazoa; Chordata; Mammalia; Primates; Hominidae
Gene: ATOSA
Product: atos homolog A
Exons: 13
Coding region: 663-3893 (1076 amino acids)
Cellular component (GO): nucleus
Source: RefSeq, marked validated
AGUGUUUUGACAGGGCAAACAGCAGAGAAAGAACUGGCCGAGCGAGGGGGACGGGGAGCCGGGGCGCCAGAGCUAGAGACAGCGGGCGGGCAAGGAGCUGGCAGAGGCGCUGGGCAAGAGGGCCGGCCGGGGCUACGGGCGGGGGAAGCCCGGGGGUCGCGGGGCUCGGGUGCCAGUCAGGCAGGGCGGAGGGGCUGAGCGCAGGGAGCGGAGCGAGGCGGUGGCUGAGGCGCGGGUGGAUGGCCACAGGGGCGCCGGGGAGCCGCUUCGGGCUGGUCGUCUCGGGUCCCCACGGUCACCUGAGGCAGCCGCGGGGGCCGCUGCGCUCCAUACUCCGCUCCCGCUGGCCCUGCGCCUCUCGGAGCCUGGGGUCUGAGGUGGGAGUGUGAUGUGAGCUGCUGGGCGAGCGGUGGAGAGAAGUGCCAAGAGGAGGCGGGAUUGGGACGGGAGAGGAGAGCGAGUUAGUCAGCAGAGGUCGGCCGAGGGAGCGGAGGAGCCGGCCAGCUCGAGAGCGCCAUGAAAACAACUCUCCAGCGGGGAGAGGGGCAGACGCGGCGCUCGCAUUUUGAAAGCGAAGCAGAAGCCGUAGAAUCAGCGGCGAGCCUGUUGAAAGAACCCACAGGUGCAUUUCACAGCACUCUGGGCGAAAAUUGGAUGUGAAAAUGAAGCCAGACCGAGAUACUCUGGAUGAAUAUUUUGAAUAUGAUGCAGAGGAGUUCUUGGUCUCUUUGGCCUUGCUGAUAACAGAAGGACGAACACCUGAAUGUUCUGUAAAAGGUCGAACAGAAAGCUUUCAUUGCCCUCCAGCACAGUCUUGUUACCCAGUAACUACCAAACAUGAAUGUAGUGACAAGCUGGCCCAGUGCCGCCAAGCCAGACGAACUAGGUCUGAGGUCACAUUGUUGUGGAAGAAUAACCUUCCAAUCAUGGUGGAAAUGAUGCUACUACCAGACUGCUGCUACAGCGAUGAUGGGCCCACCACAGAGGGAAUUGAUCUAAAUGAUCCUGCGAUUAAGCAAGAUGCAUUAUUAUUAGAAAGAUGGAUCUUGGAGCCAGUUCCUCGACAGAAUGGUGACCGAUUUAUUGAAGAGAAGACGCUUCUGUUGGCUGUCCGCUCAUUUGUGUUUUUUUCUCAGUUAAGUGCAUGGCUGAGUGUUUCUCAUGGUGCUAUUCCACGAAAUAUUCUCUACAGAAUCAGUGCUGCUGAUGUAGACCUACAGUGGAAUUUUUCACAGACUCCAAUUGAGCAUGUGUUUCCUGUUCCCAAUGUUUCUCACAAUGUUGCCUUGAAAGUCAGUGUUCAGUCCUUGCCCAGACAAUCUAAUUAUCCAGUUUUGACGUGCAGUAUUCACACUAAUAUUGGCCUUUAUGAGAAAAGAAUUCAACAACAUAAACUUAAAACUCAUCAGCACCAUAACCCAAAUGAAGCAGAACAAUGUGGUACAAACAGUUCACAGCGUCUGUGUAGCAAACAAACUUGGACCAUGGCACCUGAAAGUGUGUUACAUGCAAAAAGUGGCCCAAGUCCAGAAUAUACUGCAGCUGUCAAAAAUAUCAAACUAUAUCCAGGCACUGGCAGUAAAUCUGACCAUGGGACAUCUCAAGCCAAUAUUCUAGGCUUUAGUGGUAUAGGUGAUAUAAAAUCACAAGAAACAUCAGUGAGAACUUUAAAAUCAUUUUCAAUGGUUGAUUCCAGUAUCUCUAACCGCCAGAGUUUCUGGCAGUCAGCUGGUGAGACUAACCCUUUAAUAGGCUCUUUAAUUCAGGAGCGGCAAGAAAUCAUUGCAAGAAUUGCCCAACAUUUGAUUCAUUGUGAUCCAAGCACUUCACAUGUUUCUGGACGUCCAUUUAAUACUCAAGAGUCUAGUUCACUCCAUUCAAAACUUUUCCGGGUUUCACAAGAAAAUGAGAACGUGGGAAAAGGUAAAGAAGCUUUCUCCAUGACUUUUGGUAGUCCAGAGUUUAGUUCCCCAGAAGACACCAAUGAGGGGAAAAUUCGACUAAAACCAGAAACUCCUCGAAGUGAAACUUGUAUUUCUAAUGACUUUUAUUCUCAUAUGCCUGUUGGAGAGACUAAUCCUUUGAUAGGCUCUUUACUCCAGGAGCGGCAAGAUGUUAUUGCAAGGAUUGCUCAACACUUGGAGCACAUUGAUCCAACAGCAUCACAUAUCCCCCGGCAGUCAUUCAACAUGCAUGACUCCAGUUCGGUUGCAUCUAAAGUGUUUAGGAGUUCAUAUGAAGACAAAAAUUUGUUGAAGAAAAAUAAGGAUGAGUCCUCAGUUUCCAUUUCUCACACAAAAUGUUCCUUGUUAGGAGACAUCAGUGAUGGGAAAAACUUAGUACCUAAUAAAUGUUUUACUUCUUUUAAAAAUAAUAGUAAAGAAAAGUGUUCUUUGAAACAUCAAACAAGAAAUCAGUGUCAGAACAAUCCUAGUGAAAUCAUCCAAAGUACGUAUCAGGAGACACAGAACAAAAGUUCUAGUUUAUCAACUUCCUCAAUUUUGUCUCAGCACAAAGAAAAUAACUUAGAUUUGACAAGCAGAUUCAAGGAGCAAGAAAUGAGCAAUGGAAUUGAUAAACAGUAUUCAAAUUGCACCACUAUUGACAAACAGAUUUGUACAAAUAAGUAUAAGGAAAAAAUAAUAAAUGAGAACUAUAAUCCAAAAUUCUUUGGCAAUCUUCAGUCUGAUGAUUCCAAAAAAAAUGACUCAAAAAUAAAAGUUACUGUGUUGGAAAUGUCUGAAUAUUUGAACAAAUAUGAAAGCAUGUCCUCAAAUAAAGACUCAAAAAGGCCUAAGACAUGUGAGCAAAAUACUCAACUUAAUAGCAUAGAGAAUUAUCUCAAUAAAGAUAAUGAAGGUUUCAAAUGUAAAAAGUCAGACCAAUUAAAAAAUGAACAAGAUAAGCAAGAAGAUCCAACUAAUGAAAAAUCCCAAAACUAUUCUCAGAGAAGAAGUAUAAAAGACUGUUUGUCUACAUGUGAGCAACCAAAAAAUACAGAGGUAUUGAGGACUACACUGAAACAUUCAAAUGUGUGGCGAAAACAUAAUUUUCAUUCCUUGGAUGGAACUUCAACCAGAGCCUUUCAUCCUCAAACUGGAUUGCCUCUUCUUUCAAGCCCUGUUCCUCAAAGAAAAACACAAUCAGGUUGCUUUGAUCUGGAUUCUUCAUUACUACAUCUGAAAAGCUUCUCAUCUAGAAGUCCUCGACCAUGUUUAAACAUUGAAGAUGAUCCAGAUAUUCAUGAAAAACCAUUUUUGAGUUCUAGUGCUCCACCUAUAACAAGUCUUAGUCUCCUAGGAAAUUUUGAGGAAUCUGUCUUGAACUAUCGUUUCGAUCCUCUCGGCAUUGUUGAUGGUUUUACUGCCGAGGUAGGGGCAAGUGGUGCUUUCUGCCCCACACAUUUGACUCUUCCAGUUGAAGUGUCAUUCUACAGUGUUUCAGAUGACAAUGCUCCCUCUCCUUAUAUGGGUGUGAUUACUUUAGAGUCCCUUGGUAAAAGGGGUUAUCGAGUACCUCCUUCAGGAACAAUACAAGUGACCUUAUUUAAUCCUAAUAAGACUGUGGUGAAGAUGUUUGUUGUGAUAUAUGAUUUACGAGAUAUGCCAGCCAAUCAUCAGACAUUCCUACGACAAAGAACUUUUUCUGUACCUGUUAAACAAGAAGUGAAGAGAAGUGUUAAUAAAGAGAACAUCCGACACACAGAAGAACGGUUAUUACGCUACCUCAUACAUCUGAGGUUCCAGAGUUCUAAAUCUGGAAAGAUCUACCUCCAUAGAGACGUACGGCUCCUGUUCUCUAGAAAGUCAAUGGAGGUUGAUAGCGGUGCUGCAUAUGAACUCAAAUCUUACACUGAAUCACCAACAAACCCUCAGUUUUCACCAAGAUGUUGAUAAGGAGUGAUGAUUUAAAGUAUUUACUCAGUACCCAAGUUUGCAAGUAAAAAUUAGCAUAGAAUGGAGUGUACCAAAUUAACAAUCAGGAGAGUGGAUUCUCUCCUGUUAUCCUGGACCAGUUUUUAUGAAAGGAUUCCUGAAAUGAAAUCCAUAUAUUCCAUGUAGACUGGAAAAACUCAUGUCCUAAUCCUUUUUGUACUGUUGAAACCACUUCAUUGGACAUGUUGCAAUAGCAAAACCCCCAGUUAGAUUAGUGUUUACACAUUUUCUCAGUUAUUUAAUAUUUAAUGUUUUCCUUAAUACUCAAGUGAUGUUUGUCUCUAGUGUUCUAAUGUAGCACAAAUCCUAUGUAAAAUCAUACUAUGUAUUUUUGACAUUAAUGUUGAAAUCAAAUAUAUGCACAAGUCUUUAAUUUUGUGUAAUGUGUUAAGUGCUGUUCAUUUAAGUUAUUGAAAAUGAGAAUAAAAUGUUGAGCUUCUUUAAAAGUAACACACUAUGCAAGCAUGUGUACUUUUUAUAUCUCUCAUGUUUAGUUUUUAUAACACCAUAUCCAGGUUGCUAUCUCACAUAGUAGUCCUUUAACAUAUUGUAUUAGCAGUGCAAUGUGGACUAAGCUGCUUCACUUUCCCUUUGCAAGUUCAGAUCAUCAUGCCCAUUCAUAGCCAGGAUUCCUUAUCCCCAAAACAGUUCUAUUUUUCCUUAAUCACUACUAUAGAGUCUUUACAUUAAAUUACUGUCGUAUGCUAGAUAAUUUUCUCAAAUUGUUAAAAGAAUAUGUACUUUGGAAACAAAUUAGUAUUUAUAUUGUAAAUAUAUUCAAAAAAAACUAA